AUGUCUCUCCCUCCCUCCCUUUCCUGCGACUGCAACUCGAGCGCAAGGUUCGGCGCAUGGGUAGAGUCCCUUGCCCACAAGACGACGACGCCAUCUCCGAACUCCAAACCGGCGAUACGAAGACUGUACAGAUACAGUUACGACGGCAGCUGCAGCUUUACACACACGUUCCGCGCUUGCGUCUUCUACUAUUUGGCGACCCUAAACUCCCUUUCCAUAUACUUAAUAUCCACAACCUUCCUAACUGCUUUACUCCCCCACCACACGCACCUCUCGUAAUGCUCCGUCGCAUCCUCUUUCCACUCCUUAAUAACGUCUUACCCACAUCAAACUCAUCCCUGACCGCUCUCUCCGCCUCGCGCUCGAACCACUCAUUCAGCUCAACCUGCGCGAACAGAGCGGCGAACUCCUCCUCAUUCCCGACUCACCGGACCCUUUCCCUCACUGUAAAGUUCCACGCGCGCGAUAAACUUCGCUCUCUCUCUACGCUUUGCUCGUCCAGAAACUCAAAGUCCUCGCUCUCUGCGUCCGAAAAGUCUUCCAGGACUUCCAGGAACAGGAAGACCGUCUUUCGGCCGGCAGCGGCCGAGUGGGGCUCGCCGACGGUGGGGUCGCGGCGCUCCGACGU
Chondrus crispus (carragheen) is the source of this 628-nucleotide messenger RNA. RefSeq lists its product as hypothetical. The transcript has 2 exons. The record is from RefSeq and is a predicted model, not a curated record. NCBI's taxonomy places the organism in Eukaryota, Rhodophyta, Florideophyceae, Gigartinales, Gigartinaceae. Bases 1 to 279 code for a protein of 92 amino acids.